Molecule: messenger RNA, 741 nt
Organism: Pisolithus orientalis
Lineage: Eukaryota; Fungi; Basidiomycota; Agaricomycetes; Boletales; Pisolithaceae
Exons: 2
Coding region: 1-741 (246 amino acids)
Source: RefSeq, a predicted model, not a curated record
AUGCCGGGCUGCAACCAUUGGUUCAAAAACUGGUCAGGGCUCACUCAGCACAAGCACAGCCAUCUGUGCCUCAACCACUUUCGAGGGUCUUGGAGUUACUCUGAACAGGACCACAGUUUAAAUUCCAUACCCCCAGUAGCCAAACAUGUUCUAGAUUAUGAUGAUGGUCCACAUGACUUCAACCACAGCACAACAUUGGAUCAGGAACUGGAUGGAAUGAUCACAAAAUUCAUUGGUCCUGGCAACAAGGUUUACUGCAAUUAUCAUGCAGGUCUUAAUGCACAAAGGUGUGACUCCCAGGGCCAUUUUCUACCAGAUGAUGCUCUGCUGCUGCUUUGUAUACUGGGAUUGCUGGAUGAUUGGGCUCCAUACCACAAUCAAUUAGAAUUUGAACUUGCCAAGUUUCUUUUCAAACAUGCAGAAAUGCCAGCGAACCAAAUCAACAUGUUGCUUGAAAUCUGGGCUGCCUCAUUGCUCGAGUUAGGUGGCAAUCCACUAUUUGCCAACCACACAGAUCUCUAUCAUGUGAUAGACAGCAUGUCUGUUGGUGCAGUCAAGUGGGAAAACUUCAAGAUCACUUACAAGUGCAAGUGGGAUGUACAGGAUGAACCAGAUGAACAGGAUGAAGUGAUCAAACUGGGCAGUCAGGAUGGUCAGGAUGGCCAAGAUGGCCAAGAUGAACCUGAGGCCCCUUGGAUGUUUGACAUCUAUGAUGUAUGGUAUCUAUUGGCAGAGGAAUGA